Symbiodinium necroappetens is the source of this 2196-nucleotide messenger RNA. Lineage: Eukaryota; Dinophyceae; Suessiales; Symbiodiniaceae. The record is from the annotation of a GenBank genome assembly.
AUGCCUCCUCCGCUGUCAUCCCUGCCUUGGCAUAACAGUCAAUCGCACGCAGUAGCGGGUCCUCUGUCUGCAGAAAGACAACUCGCAGAACUGGCCUUCGAUAUAGUCUUGGAGAUCAGCUUGCGUGGGGGCGGCACGUUGGACUCGUCGCAUGCUUUGGCCGACGACGUGCGCAUGCAUCUUUUCAACGUGUUUCUGGCAGCUGCAGGGUUGGAUGCCGCGCUAGCCCUGCUCGGCAGCAGUGUUUAUGAUGCCAAGCGUUUUGCGCCGCACCGGGAUAAAGUCGCCACCAUUGCUAACCUUCUUUGCGAUUCGCUUCAGGCUGUAUGCGGAAAGCUUGAGACAGCUUCUGCACAAGAUGUUCUAGCUUCUCAGGCAUCUGGCGCAGUUGAUUUGCUGGCAGGCAUUUUGACAGGGCCAGUAAGAAGCCUAAUCGGCUCUGACGACAGCCGCCCAGUCGCAGGCGACGCAAGUUCGACAUGCGACUUGCAUUCCGUGCUCCGCACCACAGGCUGCACAGCAGUGACUCUUCUUGAAGAAUUUGUUUUUCGGUGGCCUCACUGUUUGCAGCCGCUCCCUGACAACCGCGUCGAUGACGGUCGUCGUGAUGCACGCGGAAUGCAAGCUUUGGUGGUCGUGCACGAGUUCUUAUUGAAUUCGAAAGACCUUGGUCGCUUCCUCGUUCGAUUAUUUUUGCGAGCAUUUUUGCAAGUGGAGGGUUGUGCACAGGUCGCAUCACCGAAACAAGUCUCGUCCGGCAUCUCCGUGGACACGCUGAUAGCAAUAGAUGCGGAAGUCAGUCUUUGCACCGGUCACGUGCCGAAGGCGGCACUUACCGAUUCAAGCGUUGUGUUUGAUGAUGAAAUGAAGAACUGGGUGGCAGCAUUGCUCGAAAUGGAACUCUGCUUUCCGGCCUUUUGCUCUUUCUUGGCAUCUUGCAGCUGGUCCGUGGCCAAUGCGACACUGGAGUGCAUGGUUGUGAACUCAUCCAGGCUGGCACAGACAGGAACAAACCUGUCAGUCUGUCCUCCAAGACCCGUCCGGCAGGUUGCCUCACUGCUGCACCUGGCUGCUGCACGCUUUGGGCGACUUUCCGACUCCUCCGCCUUGCCCGAGUUGCACUUUCAUGACCUCGUGGUGCAGCUUUUGCUUGCACAGUCGCCCGGGAAACCGUGGAUGCAAGGGAGCCAAAGCGAUUCCAGUAUGUUGGCAGAGGUGUUUGCUUACCUUUGGGGCAUUGGGCAAGUUUCCUUCUGGUACACUGUGCCGUUGGCCAUGGAUUUGCGAAGGGAAGUGGCUCGAGCAUUGUCCGUGCUGCUGGAAAACAGGGACACUGUUCAGGCAAUAGCCUUGUCAGAAGACAAUGCUUCCUGUCUUGGGGUCCUGCGCCAAGUGCUUCGAAAUGCGCCGGGCAGCUUUCCAUUGUUCACUUCGACACAGCCUGGAGCUUCGGAUGCUUCGGUGUUUGACCUGCUUUCGGAAACAUGGACUCCUCCAGGCAGAGUUCUCCUCGCAGCUCUCGUCCAACUGUGGCAGAUAUCAGACCAUACUAGUGAUGGAUGCGGCCUGGAGACACUUGCCAGGCUGCUCUCCCCAGUUUUGCGUGCAAGCACAUAUCUUAUCGCGGUCUGCCCGCGACCGGCCGAUCUUUUCUCAGGUUCUGACGAUGUCAAGACUGUCCUGCGAGUUGCAGUUCAACUUGUGAUGUCGCCUCCCGCGAUGUCGGAUGCAAGCCCGAACGACUGGCAGCGACUAGGCGGCGAGCUGAUGGUGCCACUGUUGCACCGGCCGCCAGUGGUGGAGAUGCUGAAUGAUCCUGUGGAUCAGGUAUUGUGUGAUAUCAAAGGUGGGAUAGAAGCUUUAACAUGGUGUGCCAGCUACACACUGAGUGGGGCUGGUCUCCCUGGGAGUUGGGGUUCCAAGGCAAAGUCCUUGCUCAGUUUUGUUUCGGCGCAGAGCUCCCAAACUGCACCGUCGCCGCCAGAGAGGUCUUGCUCUGAAGUUGCUCGUGGAAAUGCUGUCGAUGCUGGUUUUAGCGAGUCUAAUUCCACGGAAGAAGACGAUGCCACAGCAGCGGCGGUGCAGGCUAGGAACCUGCAGGAGGAGCUCUCGGCAUUGAACGCCGAGCUCGGAGCCUUGGAUCUCGAGCUUGCGGAGACGUCGUCUCAGGGAGAAAGGGAUUGCGGAUCGCCGGAG